Aspergillus homomorphus CBS 101889 is the source of this 1104-nucleotide messenger RNA. RefSeq lists its product as uncharacterized. The coding region runs from base 1 to 1104 and encodes 367 amino acids. NCBI's taxonomy places the organism in Eukaryota, Fungi, Ascomycota, Eurotiomycetes, Eurotiales, Aspergillaceae. The transcript has a single exon. The record is from RefSeq and is a predicted model, not a curated record.
AUGAAGAUGCAGCCCUCAAGAUCACCACGCAAGGAGAUUGACUUCCAAAGUUUCAUCGACACUGACCCCCUCAUGCGGCGUAGGGUUUGCGGAACUCAGUUUUAUGUUGGCGAAAACCCCGAUGUCGACCAGCGCACUGCCACAAUUGGAGGAUGUGUCAUUAUCAACAAUUUCUACUACGGAGUGACAGUUCUUCACCCUUUCUUAGCACCUAAAGUCAAUGAGAAUACAGAAGCAGCUGUCGAUAGGUAUGCAGGCCUCGGCAAGGGUGCUGUCGAAAGAUGGCUGGACCGGUUGCCUGUUGACCCGGAAGAGCAGAGAAGGGCCAUGAAGAACACCGAGCCUCCACCAGCUAGGUGUCGAGAGCGCAACAACCCCACAGGGAACCAAGGAAUAGUUCUGGGACCUUCCGGCACCGACUUCACCACCAUCGUUUCAUGGUCUGCGCCCGCCGAGUCCGGGGCUCUCGAUUCCCUCCGUCCCGAUGUCGGGAGUUUGGACAACCGCGAGCCUGGAAUCCCACAACGAGACCCCAACCUUCCACAUCUCGAAUUGGAAGAACUCGAGGCUCCCGGAUUCUACAGCACGAGGGUCUACACGGUUCACGGCGAGCGGAUCGGGGAAAUCCCUACACUGCCGGACAGCCCACGGCCCGACCCCAGGUUCUACUCUCUGCAGAAGAACUGGGCGCUGGUCGGCCUGUACGAUCAGACUCCCCUGUCUAAUUGGGCAGGGCAACCCACUGAGGCAGAAAAAGUAGUUCGGGUGAGACGUUUCGCCACAGGGGCCGCAACAGUUCCAUUGCUGGCAAUUGUCAACGAGGAAACCAUCCUCCCCACUACGUUGCGCGGGCCCGAGGUUGUCGACGUGCCACAGAUGGGCCAUCAUCCUGCCUACGCUCUACUCGAAAGGGUUUGGCCAUUCAACUGCGGGACCUGGAUAGUGGGCAAGAAGGAAGAGGCGGUGUUUGCCAUCAUCGUCUCUCCAUCCUCACAGUCUCGCUCAGCCUAUGCGCUUCGUGCGUCCGAGGUGAUUGUUGACAUUGAAUCCCGGUUUCCUGAUUCGCGACCUAUUUUGAUGGUUGAGCGACUUCGCUGGCGGUGA